Linderina pennispora is the source of this 379-nucleotide messenger RNA. RefSeq lists its product as uncharacterized. NCBI's taxonomy places the organism in Eukaryota, Fungi, Kickxellomycota, Kickxellomycetes, Kickxellales, Kickxellaceae. The transcript has 2 exons. The record is from RefSeq and is a predicted model, not a curated record. The annotation marks the transcript as partial.
CUUUCUUAUCCACACCAGACUCCACACCGCCUUUUCUCUCUCUCUAUUACUUCUUCAGUACACAAACCAGCGGAUUACAAGCUCUGCACCACUACUCAGCUACAAGCAGCAUACCCGGUCCUCAGUUCCCAGAGCCCAAGUCCAUACACCAUCAUCACAUAAAUACACUCGCAGCAAGAACUACAGCUAGAACAAGACACAAUGGCCUACAAACUCCACAAGACACCCUACUUUGAGAGCGAGGAGGGUCUCCCGGUUGUGACCUACAAGUGCGACGCGGAUGACUGGACCGAUCUGCCAAUCAACCUCAGCGUGUCCGAGCAGACGUUUGUCAUCCGCAAGCCCGGAGCCCCCGCCCCAGCUCCGCCCAAGACCUGCG